UAAAUAUUUGAUUGGCUUUAAAAAUAAAUUGAGGCAGAGGCUGUCAGGUUUUUAAAUUAGAAUUGGCUUCCUGUAGCAUUCUAGAAUGUACAGCACAUGAUAAGACAAUAUGACCCCUCUAGCUUGGAUUAAUUCUCUGAAGUGGCUGUGUAAUUGGUUGAAGUCCAUCUCUUUCUCUGUGCCCCUAUAAAUUUCAGUUUACAAUUGUCCUGUUAAAUGCUGCCGUUCAAUAUGCUUUCACAUCUUUUUUGUUAGUGCUAACUUGAUCAUUUUUACUUCGUUGAAACCAUUGAUAAUAUUGAAAAUGUCUUUUAAAUAUUCCCUCUCGUAGAAGAACAGCCCACUCUCUCAUGUCUCCAUAUAUACUCGUCUUGGUAUCUUUUCUUGGAUAUUUCUGUUCUGCCUUCCAAGGCUUUGACAAUUUUCCUAAAAGCAUAGUAUUCUUGAUUGCACAAUUUAACUGAGACCCGAUCAGCGAUAUGUGAAGGCAUAACCUUUUGCUUUUGUACUCCACAAGCAUCUUUUUUGUCUAAUUCAAGUUGUGUGACUGAAAGCUUCACCAUAAGAAAAAUUUUAUUCGUCACUGUGAGACCAGCCAGGCUGCAUUGUAUAGGCCCUCUUUGUCAACCUUGUUUUUGUUUUAUGACCCUGAAAAUUUAGGGCAGAUCAAAUUCCUGGCCAGAAAUGAUCUGUAACACUUAAAUUGUUACUGGUAGAAACAAACUGUGCAUACUUAAUAAAAAGUGGUGCCAAUUAAUUAAUAGAUGAACUGAUAUGGUGAUUAUUCUAAGUUGUUAAUAAUUCUCUAUUUCCAGGUAUUUAUAGGGAUCCACCCACUCAAAGCUUAGUGGGAGAGGUGUGUGGGGUGUGCAGGUAGUGUUCCUUUGUUGGUUCUGGAUUUCUGGACGCAAUGUGUCCUGUGAGCUUAUUGGCAGGCAUAUUCUAUAUAGAGAUUUUGUUCUCAGUCUUUUCUACCUCGUUAACCAUGGUCAGCACGUUAACUUGGGAAUAUGUCCUGGCUGAGAAAGCAAUAAGAAUCUGAGGCAAUUAUGGAUGGGACAGAGAUCGCUGUGUCACCCCGGAGCUUGCACAGCGAGCUGAUGUGCCCCAUCUGCCUGGAUAUGUUAAAGAACACCAUGACGACGAAGGAGUGCUUGCACCGCUUCUGCUCAGAUUGUAUUGUCACUGCGCUCCGCAGCGGGAACAAAGAGUGCCCCACAUGUCGAAAGAAACUGGUUUCUAAGCGAUCUCUCCGACCAGAUCCAAAUUUUGAUGCACUGAUCUGUAAGAUCUACCCAAGCAGGGAUGAAUAUGAGGCACAUCAAGAUCGUGUACUGGCACGAUUAAGCCGACUUCAUAACCAACAAGCCCUAAGCAGCAGUAUUGAGGAGGGAUUGAAAAUGCAGGCCAUGCAUAGAGCUCAGCGAGUGAGGAAGCCUCCUCAUGAAUCUGACAACACUACCUUUAGUGGAGGGGAGGACAACUGUGACAGCCGCUCUCAUGUCAGCAAUGUGUCAACGCACAGCAACCAGGAGGCUGGCCCAAGCCGCAAGCGCUCCAAGGCUUCAGACGACUCCUGCCCUGACCUGGACAACUCGCGAGAGGGGGCUGGUAGCCCAGACGUGGCGGGGGACUCGUGCAGUGAAAUUGAGCUUGUCUUCAGACCACACCCAGUGUUGGUUGAGAAAGAUGAAUAUUCACAAACCAGGUAUGUGAAGACCACCGCAAAUGCCACCGUGGACCAUUUGUCCAAAUAUCUGGCGUUGAGAAUUGCCUUGGAGGAGCAACAGAAGAACAUUGGCAACAAUGCAGUCAGUCUGGAAGAAGUCAGUGAGAAGCAGUAUACAAUUUACAUCACUACGUCGGGAGGCCAGUUCACAACACUGAAUGGAUCGCUGACACUAGAAUUAGUAAAUGAGAAAUACUGGAAGGUCAGCAAGCCCCUUGAGCUUUAUUAUGCACCAACUAAGGAACAAAAGUAAAUAGAGGACAAGGACCAAAACAAAAUUGCUUGCUUAUUCUUUCCAUCUGUUCGCCACAAAAAAGACUGGCUUUGAGGAGUGCAGAAGAGACUGUGUUGAAUCCUGGGAGAUAAGGGCCUGAAAUUGGUCCUUGAUGCAAGACUCACAAGAGGCCCGUAUUUCAAUUUAGGUUGGGGUAUAGAAUAAAUCGGAACUGUUGUCAACCAUUGCUUUUGUGUAAUCUAGUGCUCUUGUGCAAUUUGUGUUUGUGAGUUGGGUGUUGCAUUUUCAGGUUUGACCUUCCUUCUGUUGUGAUCAAUUGACCAUCAUGGUGUAAGUAGGUGCUGCCAGAAGCCAUUUGGCAUUCUUGAUCCUCGUACCAGAGAGAAUUGAUGCGCAUUUAAUAUCAUCCAGAAUGCUCAAUAGUUUGAAUGGCAUAUUGCCAUGUACGAGUCUGAGUAACUGAGAAGGGGGUAACAAAAGUCACCUGAAUAUCUGGAUAAAGUUAGUGGAUUAAUGUUUCAAAUAAUUUAUAUGUUAUGUUUUAAUGUUUGUCAUUAUUCCCUCCAGUCUCUUUCUCCUUCAUUUUGUUCCCAUAAUCCCAUUUAUGGGAAUAAAGCAUGAACUAAUGGGUUUGAAUAAAGUGCCUUAGCCGCUUGGCCUACAUGUUAGAUUUCCAUUGUUCACCUGUACCUACUUUUGUUUUCUUCUUACAAUUUUUUAAAAUUGGUAUUUGGGAAAGAAUGCUGUACAGUGAAGAAAGAAAUUUAAUGUAUUAAGGAGCUGGGACAAAGUUUCCAAUGCGGUGAACUGAUUGAACUGCAGGAUUGUUUGCAGAAUUUGCCACUGUUGCCUAAAUUGAUGCAUACUUGCUUAGCCCUGUUAUGUCAUACUAGAAAAUUAAGAGUAAUUAAGAGUGAGCUUAAUUGCCUAUCACUUUUAAUGUUGCCACUAUGAACUAGCUAACUGUUGCACAAAUUUUGUAUUGUGAUGAGAGGAAGGACAAUUUUUAAAUCUGGAAAACAUCGGAUGAGUUUUGGUUUUUAAUAGGAAAAUACGUUUGAAGUAUUCAUUCUCUGCAAAUAUAUAUUUCAAUAUGUACUUUUACUCUCUUAAAUCUACUGGCUUAGGGGAGCCAUCAAAGUAAUAGUCCAGGGCAAGACUUAAUCAGUAACACUUGGACCAAUGGUAUAACAUUUGAACCUUGAGUCUAAGCUUGUACCCACCCUGUCGCAUGGGAUACUGGUCGAACUGGGAUCCCUCUUCCAGCCCAUGACCAACCAUAGGGCCAUUACUGCUGCCUUGGCAAAUAUUUAAUAUGCUAAUGUACAAAAAGAUCAAGACUGCUUUGUUACUGAAUAACCUUGAUCUCUGCUGAAAGUUUGACUAUUAUGUGCAUUUAGCGAUAUUAGAUUUGUACUGUUUUUUAAGCUAUGUAACAGUUUGGACUGUUGUAUAAUAUACCUAAAUGGAUUUGGAUAAAACAUUGUGUACAUGCUCAGAAGAAAAGAAGAUAUACAACUUUAUAUUGUUGAUUGAUUGAACUAAAGGCAAUGGAAGUUGGUGAAUGUGGACUUGGCAGUAGCAUUUUGAAAUGACAGCAUGUAGCUGAAUUCAGGACGUAGCUCCUGAUGCAAUAAGCAAGCAUCUGUUGGCAUAGGAGUUACCUGGAUCUCAUCAAUACCCCAUUGUGGUUUGCACAAUACUCCUGAGCAGAUGCUGCACAAAUCAGUUUAAUAAAAGUUGGAAUAAAUAUCUUACUGUUGUAGAUCUGCUUAUGAGAAGUAAACCUUCUUACAGCAUUGUAUGUGUCAUCAUACCUUGUACUGUCCAGGAAUAAAAUAUAUCUUGGUUCAA
Hypanus sabinus (Atlantic stingray) is the source of this 3818-nucleotide messenger RNA. Its product is annotated as E3 ubiquitin-protein ligase RING2-B-like. Lineage: Eukaryota; Metazoa; Chordata; Chondrichthyes; Myliobatiformes; Dasyatidae. The record is from RefSeq and is a predicted model, not a curated record. The transcript is spliced from 6 exons. Gene Ontology annotation, cellular component: PcG protein complex; ubiquitin ligase complex. Gene Ontology annotation, biological process: negative regulation of DNA-templated transcription. Bases 1050 to 1982 code for a protein of 310 amino acids. Gene Ontology annotation, molecular function: chromatin binding; ubiquitin protein ligase activity.